AUGAAAUUAAUUUUUAUAGUUUGUUUAUUGUUAAUAUUCAAUUAUUUUAUUGGUAUUAGUUUUGGAAAUAAACAAAUAAAUUCAAACCAACAACAACAAAUUAUAAACACAGAUAAAAAUUAUAAUCAUAAUAAAAAUAAUAAAAUAAUAGUCAGCCAUAAUAAAAAUAAUAAUAAUAAUAAUAAUUAUAAUGAAAUAGAAACAGAGAAUUUAGGUUGUACAUUUUGUAAAUAUUUAACCGAAAAGGUAGAAGAGUAUCUCCAAGCAAACUCUACAGAGAAAGAGAUUAUAUCAUAUUUAGAUGAGGAAUGUGAACUCCUUAAUUCACCAAAUUUGGUUUUAACAUGUCAAAAUUUAGUUCAACAAUAUACUCCAAUCGUGAUUGAAUUAAUUGAUAAUAAUGAAUCACCAUCGGUAAUUUGUGAAAAUGUAAACAUUUGUCCAACUUCUUCAUCCUCAUCUUCAUCUUCAUCAAUUGAAGAAGAAAUAAUAAAAAAAUUAAAUAUUGACGAUAAUAAUAAUAAUAAUAAUAAUAAUAAUAAUAAUAAUAAUAAUAAUAAUAAUAAUAAUAAUAAUAAUAAUAAUAAUAAUAAUAAUAAUAAUAAUAAUGAAGAAGAAGAAGUUAAUACAUGUGAAAUUUGUAAUUUAGUAUCAAAUUUAAUUGAAAAAUAUAUUAAAAUAAAUAAUGAAGUUGAUGAAAUAAGGGAAUUAAUUGAAAAUGAAUGUGAAUUACUUUCAAAUUCAAAAGUAUCUAGUUGUUACUCAUUAGUUGAUCAAUAUUUUGAACAUUUCUAUGUAACAAUAGAGAAUAAUUAUUCAGCAAAUGAAAUUUGUCAAUUAUUUCAAUUUUGUCCAAUAGAAUCAUCAUCAUCGUCAUCAUCAAGUGAUAUUAUUAAUAAUAUUCCUCUUCAAGAUUCUGGUUGUACAGUUUGUACAGUUUUAGCAAACUAUGCAUACAAAGUUCAAGCUAAUGAAUCAAUUCCUGAAAUCAUUGGUAGUAUGGAUGAAAUUUGUAAUAAGAUUGGCGCUUGGCGUGAUAUUUGCAACAGUAUAAUGAGAUCAGGUGGUCAACAAUUAGUAGAGGAUAUUGUAAAUAAGGGUGAAGGAGUUUAUACUGCUUGUUCAAAUAUUGGUUAUUGUCAAAGUUCUUCUUCUGCGACUGGAACUAGUGGUUUCUCUUCUGGUGGUUCCGGUACUUCAACUGGUGGAGGUUAUUCGACUGGUGAUUUUUAUUAUAAACCAUUAAAAUAA
Molecule: messenger RNA, 1251 nt
Organism: Dictyostelium discoideum AX4
Lineage: Eukaryota; Evosea; Eumycetozoa; Dictyosteliales; Dictyosteliaceae
Product: saposin B domain-containing protein
Exons: 1
Coding region: 1-1251 (416 amino acids)
Biological process (GO): sphingolipid metabolic process; lipid metabolic process
Cellular component (GO): lysosome; extracellular region; cytoplasm
Source: RefSeq, a predicted model, not a curated record